Molecule: messenger RNA, 2171 nt
Organism: Aphanomyces invadans
Lineage: Eukaryota; Oomycota; Saprolegniomycetes; Saprolegniales; Verrucalvaceae
Exons: 8
Coding region: 54-1673 (539 amino acids)
Biological process (GO): dephosphorylation
Molecular function (GO): phosphatase activity
Source: RefSeq, a predicted model, not a curated record
GAGACACACCAAAAAUCUUUUGGCAAUAUCGACCCCAUUGAGGCGGCAAUUCGAUGGGAUGGAAGUCUUCGAGCACGGAGUGUUCGCGGCGAAGAGGCAUCCAUCGGAUGAACGUAGCGCUGGCUUUGUUGCUUGGGAUUACUGCAGGACCUCAAGUGGAAGCAGCCGAACCGUUCGCUGACUACCCGUACUGCUCCAACCAUGUCGAGGAAAACGUGAUCACACCCCUGCCCCACCCAGACAAAUACACCCUCCAGCAGGUUCAAAUUGUCAUGCGCCAUGGCGCUCGAACAUUGGCCACACGUUCGUCUUGUUGGGCCGGAUAUAACGUCACGUGGUCAUGCAAUGCAAAAUUUCGUGUGAGUCCACAACUCGACAACGCUACCAGUCUCCAUCACGUGUACGAUACACGGUACAUGGACGGAGAAACUGCGCUCAAGGGGAACUGCCACAUCGGCCAAUUGCUCGACGAAGGCUAUGCACAGGAGUUCCAAAAUGGACGAACAUUUCGCCAAGCUUACGUUGAUACAGGCGCACUGUUCCCAGACAACAAGCCCGCGGAUCUCACAAAUCCUGACGACGUGUUCCUGAGCAGUACAGACAUGCAUCGUACAGUCAUGUCUGGCCAACUCGUGGUCGACGCAAUGUUUCCGCCGACACGCCCAUCAUCCGCUCUGGUACCGUGGCAUGUGGGCGACAUCGCGCUCUCGUCGUACGUGCCCAACCCAACAGCAUGCCCCAAGUUGGCCGAAAUCCAAGCGCGGUACGAGUCAAGUCCCCGCUACACGGCGUGGCUUGCCAACCAGUCGCAUGUGGUGGAACUAACGAAGGCCACGUUUCAAUCCUACGACCCGAGCGUACUGUUCGACUGUCUCUUGACUUCUCGAUGCAGCCAGCCACAGAGUCUGCCGGACUGGCUGUCUCCUUCGCACUAUAAUGAAAUCUUCACGUACGAGCGCGACAAGCGCAUGAAGAUUUACCUCGAGGACCCGUCGUACGCCAAAGUAAGCAUGGCCAAGGUUAUCCUUGCCAUCCGCAAUCGCAUCCUGUCUCGAGUCGAUGGCAAUUCAACUGGUCCCCGCUUUGCACUAUAUUCAGGCCACGACGACACUGUCAUGCCCGUGCUGGCGGCUCUGGGUGGGGCUGAAUGGCUCCAAGACUGGCCUCCCUAUGCAGCAUUCCUGUCGUUCGAGUUGUAUGCCAGCAAAGCAGGCGGCCAUUUCGUUCGCUUCGUUUACCAAGGCCAACCACUGCUUCUACCUGGCUGUCAAAGCGAUUCGCUGUGUCCAUUGGAAUUAUUCAAGAAUUUGACUACGUACGCAACAGACAAGUCGAUCUGUGCUACUGCUUUGAAAGUAACGGUGCAGCCAAACACAGCCACCAACUCAAAUCGAGAUCACGAUCAUGAUGACGACCAGGAAACCCUAGUGAGUUUCAAGGCUCUCGUACUGUUUGUGUUUGUCGGCGUCCUUCUCGGUGUGGUGUUUGGGCUCAUUAUAGCCCGGACUCUGGCCAAGAAUGGCCAAGAUGCGCCCAAGGACAGCUCGGGCAAGCAUGAUUCGGUCUCGAAGAGCACAUUCUUAUCGAUCCAAACGGACAACGACAAAGAUUCGGGGGACAGUCCAAACGAGAGCGACGAGCUUCUGCUGUGCCAAAGCCCGAAACACAAAUGAUCAUCCUGGUUUCACUUAUAUAUUAUACGGAAGGAAUGGACACACUACAUGGCUGCGUAAUCCAUUUCGCUGUCCAAGAGAGACUUCAUCAGUUGGCUGUCUUCUUCCUUCGCCAGAUUUCGACGGUGCUGGCGGUACACGACGUACCCAAUGAUGCCAAGCAUAGCCACGCCAGCGACAAAGAUCACGCUCGAACCAAUGCUCAAGGACUGGGUUUCUUCCGCCUCAGCACUCGAAACAACUUGUUCCAGCGACGCCGAGACUGAAUCUGCAAGCGCCUCGGACGUCAGCUGCGGUACUUGAGCGACUUUGUCGGCAUCGUCUGGAGUUGCCACAGUCUGCAAGCACACCAAAAGAAGAACGAGUAGGGCCCGCGACGCAAAUUGCACCUUCAUGCCGACUCAAAGCGCUGCGCGAUGACCGGCACCGCCGUAACUCCAACCGUGCCGUUCGACGAUAUAAUUACACAACGGCCGCGAUCUUUGGAUUAACCUGGUA